AAUGAGCUUUGAACGUUAUCAUCCCUCUAAACUCAACAUGGAAUCUAGCAACAACAAUCAUCAUCACAAUGGCAAUAGCCAUGUACAUGUAAAGUAUGCUCCCAUCAAAAUCAUUCACAACGAUAUUGUGAAUAAUGAAGAAAGACGCAAAUACCCUUAGUUAAAUCUACGCUUCCAACUUUCUGAUGAAUCCAUCGUAAUUAUCUGUCUUGAAGUAGACUCGCCAAGAUCCAACUGUCACCAUCCCUCUCAGCUUUCUACAGCAAUUAAUUUAAUAGGCUUAUUCCAAUAAACAGUUGAGGGCAAUUAAUAAUCCUUCCUUCCGAGUAGAAGAGAAUAGAAAUGAUGCUGUCGAGGAACUAAUCAAGUAGAUCCAAAUUUAAUAAAAAGGAUUUUACCCAAUUGAUGGUAUAUAAUAUAGUUAUAUUUUUAUAAUAGAAGAAAAAAAAAUAUAAAAUGCUCUGAUCUAAAAUUAAAUGAAUUUUAUUUUUUCAAAUGAAGAAGCCAUCUAAAUCAUUGACACUUAUUUUGCAGACAACACUAAUCUAAAGCCCCUCUUCAAUACAUGGCUAUCCUAACUAGAAUUAAAGGCCAUCUAAGAAAUGUUAAUCCUCUGUCAUUCUGAUCCUAAAGGAUAAUAAUACUCAGAUCUAUUUAAAGCCUUAUUCUAAAAGUUGUCAAUUGAAUUUUAUCAAAAACAUGCUUAUGCUUAUGUCUUAAGAAGUGAUCAACAAGAAAAAUAUAAAUACUUAUCUUAAAUUGGAGAAAUCUUAAAUAAAAUAACAAAACCAUAAGAAUAUUAUUAUUUUAAGCAGUGA
Molecule: messenger RNA, 818 nt
Organism: Paramecium octaurelia
Lineage: Eukaryota; Ciliophora; Oligohymenophorea; Peniculida; Parameciidae
Source: the annotation of a GenBank genome assembly